Molecule: messenger RNA, 1242 nt
Organism: Colletotrichum orchidophilum
Lineage: Eukaryota; Fungi; Ascomycota; Sordariomycetes; Glomerellales; Glomerellaceae
Product: coproporphyrinogen III oxidase
Exons: 2
Coding region: 1-1242 (413 amino acids)
Cellular component (GO): mitochondrial intermembrane space; cytoplasm
Molecular function (GO): coproporphyrinogen oxidase activity
Source: RefSeq, a predicted model, not a curated record
AUGGCCUCCACAAAGCACUCCCAGAGGUUGCUUGCACAAAUCAGUAGCUCCCGCACCAGAAUCGCCAUCACCACCAAGCAGCCACAGCUUCAAUUCGGUCGCAGACUCGUCUCAUCCUCCUCAAAGUCCCAGUUCAAGGGUCAUCAGACCGGUGCCGCUUACAACCGCUUCCUCAUUGGCGCAAUUGGUCUUGCUGCAGCAGCACCCAUCGCCUACAAGAUGGCCGUCCAGGAACCCUUCCAACUCGAUCCGCCGACCCUGGCCGAGCGUGAUGCCCUGACCAAGCGGGAAUCCGAAGUCACCGUCGACUCGCCCAUGCGCCUGCGCAUGGAAAAGUUCAUCAAGGAACAGCAGCAGAUCAUUGUCAAGGAGCUCGAGAGGGUCGACGGGACUAAGUUCCGAAAGGACGAAUGGAGCCGGAAAGAGGGCGGCGGCGGCAUCACCUGCGUGCUCCAGGAAGGCAACGUCUUCGAGAAGGGCGGCGUCGGCGUGUCCGUCGUCUACGGCACCCUACCCAAACCCGCAAUCGCCAAGAUGCGCGUGAACCACAAGAACCUCGACGACAACGUCGACUCCCUCCCCUUCUUCGCCGCCGGUCUCAGCAUGGUCCUGCAUCCCAAGAACCCGAUGGCGCCGACUGUCCACCUAAACUACCGCUACUUUGAGACGUCGAACCCCGACGGCACCUCGCAGGCCUGGUGGUUCGGCGGCGGCAGCGAUCUGACCCCGUCGUACCUCUUUGACGAGGACGCCGUGCACUUCCACAAGACACUCAAGGAGUCCUGCGACUCGCAUGAUAAGAGCUACUAUCCGCGCUUCAAGAAGUGGUGCGACGAGUACUUCUACAAUAAGCACCGAGGCGAGUGCCGCGGCGUCGGCGGUAUCUUCUUCGACGACCUCGACGAGACCGAGAAGGAUCGCGAGAACACCUUUGCCUUUAUCCAGGACUGCCUCAAGUCCUUCCUGCCCGGGUACAUCCCCAUUCUCGAGAAGAGAAAGGAUAUGCCCUUCAACGAGGCCGAGAAGGACUGGCAGCAGAUCCGCCGGGGCAAGUAUGUCGAGUUCAACCUCGUUCACGACCGCGGCACCGCCUUUGGCCUCAACACACCCGGCUCGCGAGUCGAGAGUAUUCUGAUGAGCUUGCCUUUGACGGCGAGCUGGAAGUACAUGCAUGAGCCCGAGCCCAAGAGCCGCGAGCAACGCCUUGUGGAUGUCCUCAGAGCGCCCAAGGAGUGGGUCUAG